AUCUUAUUAUAUAUACGUCGUCUUCGUAUUUCUGAACGCAUUAAUUCUGUCAUUCAAUCUGUCAACAACAUCAAGAAGUUGACGUUUGAGUUGUGAGCUAUGGGUUGAUUAGUGGUUGAUUCUUUUUGGAUUUUAGUUUAAUAAAAUAUGGCUCAAUUGCUUUAUGUCAUUGCUAGCUUACACGUCUUACUAUGUCCAUUCACAAAAGUCGAAGAAAGUUUCAAUAUACAAGCAUUUCACGAUAUUUUAUAUCAUCGACAUAACCUCUCACAGUACGACCACAAUGAGUUCCCGGGAGUGGUGCCGCGUACAUUCGUCGGGCCGCUUAUUAUUUCGGCUCUAUCGGCGCCUAUGGCCGCAAUUUUUCAUCUGUUUGGGAUAAAUAAGUUUUGGAUGCAGUAUGUUGUGCGUCUAGUAUUAGCAUUGACAGUGAUCGGAGCAUGGACGCGGCUGAGGAACACGCUGCAGAAGCAGUUCGGGAACACAUUUGCUUGGUGGUUCACUUUAAUAACAGUCACCCAGUACCACUUCAUGUUUUACAUGAGCCGUCCACUACCUAAUAUUCUAGCAUUACCCCUUGUGUUGCUAGCCUUCGAAGGAUGGAUAUCAGGCAAGCACAAGCAGUUCCUGAUAUCAGCAGGAGCCAGCAUGAUCAUCUUCAGGUCGGAGCUGGCCGUGCUUUUUGGACUGUUCCUCAUUAUUGAUUUAUACUUCAAGAAGAUUGACUUCAAAACGUUGCUCAAAAUAGUGUUACCGGCCGGUGCGGGCCUGGUGGCGCUGACGGUGGUGGUGGACUCCGUGUUCUGGGGGCGUCUGCUGUGGCCCGAGGCUGAAGUGUUCUGGUACAACACCGUGUUGAACAAGAGCUCCGAUUGGGGUACUUCCCCAUUCCUCUGGUAUCUAUACUCGGCGCUGCCCCGGGGACUCGGGCCGAGCUUACUCCUGGCGCCCCUAGGCACGUACCUCGACAAGCGAAUGGUGCAAUUGGUCGCUCCGGCUCUUGUCUACGUGCUGCUCUACUCGCUGCUACCGCAUAAAGAGCUGCGGUUCAUUAUAUACGUGUUCCCGCUGUUCAAUAUGGCGUCCGCUGCGGCCUGCUCUUACAUAUUCACGCGCCGAACGAAAGUGCCAAUAUUCGAGCUCCUUUUCUGGGGCACCGUCGUAGUAGUUGUCGGAAACGUGCUGCUCUCCGUCGCCUUCGUGUCCGUGGCUAUGACCAACUAUCCGGGAGGGGUCGCCAUGACGAGAUUUCACAAGCUCCUGAAGAACGAACCAUACGUCCACUUACAUAUCAGCAACUUGGCAGCACAGACUGGAGUGACCAGGUUCACAGAGAUCCACAACCAUUGGCAAUACAGCAAAAACGAAUCUCUCGACGCAGAACAAUUACAAGAGUACACACACCUCCUAAUAGAAGCUAAGAGUAAAUAUUCACCAAACCUUAAAGCAUUCACCCAUACGCAUACAGUUCUAGAGGGUAUAGAUACGUUUUCUGCAGUUUCUCUAAACUAUAAACUUUUACCUCCGAUCAAAAUAAAAACUCGUCCAGCGCUGUUUAUUCUUCAGAGGAAAGAUUUUCGUGAAUAUCCACAUGGUCAUAAAGUACGCAUUGAUAGCAGUGGUCGAGAAGAACCGGAUUUAAGUAGCCCUCCAGAUGACAGUAUGUACAAUGAGUUGGAAACAGAAUAUGCUAAUAAUGAUAGUUCUGAAUCUGAAGGUCUACUCGAUGAAGAACAAUUUAUUGAAGAAGAAGAACAGACAGUUGAAAUUAAAGAGCCAAUAGUUAAAACAGAUAGUAUUAUUGAAACUGAAGAAGAAUCUCCUGUAGAAUACGAGACAGCAAACGUUGCAAGUGAUCUACCUGUCGAAGAGAGUAUUGCCGAAAUAGACAACACAGUACAUGUUCAAGAAAUUGAAGAGAAGGAAGAAAUUACUAAAAAGCCAAAGGUUAAGAAAGCGAUUGAAGAGUUGAAAAGUUUGAGAAAAGAGAAAAAACGAAAAGCGAUAGCGAAAAUAAAAUCUGAAACUCGAAAAGAGGUUGUGGCAUCGGCGAAAGAAAAGCUUAGAGAGUUGAUGAAACGACACAAAAAAAUCGCGGAAGAACUCUCCAACGACGGUGCCGAUGCAAAGGAACAUGUCGUAGAAAUAGAUGGCAGAGGAGAUAUACCUGAAGAAGUACAGGAAACCGUCGUUGAAGAACAAACUCAAGUUGAAGCUGAUAAUCAAGUUGAACAGAAACAAGAUGUAACUGAAAAUAUUAAACUUAGCGAUGAAACGGCGGGCACAAAUAAAAACAUUGAUGAGAUAGUUGAAGAAGUUAUAGCUAGACUUAUAGAUAGGAAAAUAUAUGAUGAUAAAACGAAACCAGAAGAUAUCAAAGCCGAGGACAGGCAAGUGAUCCAACAGAUUGUAGAAGAGAUUCUAGCAGAGAAAAUGAAUUAUACUAGAUUUGAUCAGUAAUUGUUUUAGUAUUUACUGAUAUUGUUACAGUUACUAAUGUGAUCUCGGAUAUAGUUAUCUAACGGACUAUUUUACCGUCAACUUGCGGUUAAAAUAACUACCUACAUAGCAUAUUUUAGAAUACAGCCCUGAUUUGAAGACUUCUAUCCAGAGGACAUAUUAAAUAGUUAUUUGUUUUACAAGGGGGCAAAGUUGUUGUUUAACCGCUCGUGCUAAUAUUGAUACCCCAGCAAGCGGAAGAUUCCAAAAUUGAACCACGAGCGUAGCGAGUGGUUCGAGAAGUGGAAUCUUGAGCGUUGCGAGGGUUUCAAGGCACGAGGGUUAAACAAACUUUGCCUCCGAGUGAAACACAACAUUUUUCACCACACCAACGCGAGGAAAAUAUUAACUAUGAAAUAGCAAAAAAACAAACCAAAUCAAAUCCAAAUGAACGUAAUUAAAUAUUUAUCAUACAAAAUCAUUAUUUGAAAGUCAAUUCUACCAGCUAACAUAAGGAAACGACUCAAAAUUUGGAUCUGAUUACUUUUCUCCACAUGUGGAUAAAAUGCAACUUUCCCAUUCGUUUUUGAACAAUCAAGAGGGCCUUUACCAGUUGGUGUGGUGAAAACAUAUUUAUAUCCGGUCUAUCAUGUAUUUAACCUGCUUAGCAACGUCAGAAAUAAAGGUAACAAAAUAAAUUCGCGGUAAAACCGAUGUAAAUUUUAAUUUUAGUUCAAAACGAGAAAGAUUUUAUAUUGCUACAUUUCAAUUUUCGAAUCUUUAGAACCAUAUUCCUGAUUAUUUAAUGCAUUUUACAUGCAUUUUUCUAAUAUAUAGCAUUUUAUACUAAUGCAAUAUUUUACUGUUAGAAUUGAAUGGCAAGAAAUCUAGUCACAUAUCCGAAAAAUAAUCUGUCUUAUUGUUGAAUUUGCCGUUAUGUGUAUUUAUUAUUAAGAUUUUCUUACAAUGUGUAAAUAAAACAAUUAAUAUUUAAGUAUGA
Cydia pomonella (codling moth) is the source of this 3439-nucleotide messenger RNA. RefSeq names its product dol-P-Man:Man(7)GlcNAc(2)-PP-Dol alpha-1,6-mannosyltransferase (gene Alg12). Lineage: Eukaryota; Metazoa; Arthropoda; Insecta; Lepidoptera; Tortricidae. Gene Ontology annotation, molecular function: alpha-1,6-mannosyltransferase activity. Gene Ontology annotation, cellular component: endoplasmic reticulum membrane. Gene Ontology annotation, biological process: protein N-linked glycosylation. Bases 148 to 2460 code for a protein of 770 amino acids. The record is from RefSeq and is a predicted model, not a curated record. The transcript has 8 exons.